This is a messenger RNA of Dicentrarchus labrax (European seabass), 5764 nucleotides long. It is a transcript of the gene g2e3, whose product is annotated as G2/M-phase specific E3 ubiquitin protein ligase. The transcript is spliced from 17 exons. The record is from RefSeq and is a predicted model, not a curated record. The coding region runs from base 486 to 2726 and encodes 746 amino acids. Lineage: Eukaryota; Metazoa; Chordata; Actinopteri; Moronidae. Gene Ontology annotation, cellular component: nucleus. Gene Ontology annotation, molecular function: ubiquitin-protein transferase activity.
UUUGCAUAUUUAGUGUUGAGGUAAUCCAAAAGUAACAGAAUCCAGUUAUUCUACUUUAAUAUUGUGAUAUUUGGAUUAACUGACUCCAUUUUCUAACAGGUAAUUAGUUAUAGUGUGGGAUUAUGUUUUUAAUGUGUAUGUUAUAUAAUAUAAUUCAGUUUUAGUGAACAGUAACAACCUGGCUGCUGACUCACCUGGAGCGCUUUACCAACCGGCCAUAAGGGGGCGCUGGAGCUACGAACUACACUAAAGCAGCAGCAGCAGAAGAAGACGAAGGAGCGGAAGUGACGUGCUUUUGUUUUGAAAGAGGGAAAUUUAAAAGUCAACAACGUUAUUGACAAAUAAACACAAACAAGCGGAAUACAGGGUCCAGAAAGGAGGCUGAGAUGAGCGCAGUGUGACAUCGUUCACUCCUGAAUGUAAAGUCGCUUUGACCUCUGACCUCGGUGGCCGUGUGUGUCCCUGCAGGGUUGCCAGGCACCGACAUGAAGAAGAAGGUGAGGAGGUCGCAGGUGGCAGACGAAGGCAGCAGCAACCAGGAGGAGUGCUGUGCUCUCUGCAGGCUCAGUGAUGAUGAUCCGGCCAUGUUUGGGGAAAAAGUUACACUUAAAGAGCACAAACUCUCCGUCCACUACUUCUGUUUGCUGACGUCCUGCGGCGUUUACCAGCGAGGAGAGGAGGACGAGGGCGUGUUCGGGUUCCUGGUGGACGACAUCCAACAGGAGAUCCGCCGGUCGGCUCGACUGACGUGUUGCUGCUGUAAGAAGAAGGGAGCGUGUGUCGGCUGUAACGUUCGGAGCUGCAGGAAGACGAUCCACUUCCCCUGCGGGAGGAAACAGAAGUUCAUCUCUCAGUUUACCGGACUCUUCCCGUCUUACUGUCCGGACCACAGUCCCACCCAGUCUCUGUGUGUGGGUUUAGACCUCAGCCUGCCUCAGUCCUGCUCCGUCUGUUUGGACGCCAUCGACCCCGUCCUCUGCUACUCUGUCCUCAAGUGUCCGUCCUGCAACGCCAGCUGGUUCCACAGAGACUGCGUGCAGCGUCAGGCCCACAGCGCCGGCCUCUUCUUCUUCAGGUGCACUCUCUGUAACAACAAGGACGACUUCCAGGAGGAGAUGCUCAGGAUGGGAAUAUACAUCCCCGAGAGAGAUGCUUCAUGGGAGUUGGAGGCGAACGCGUAUUCAGAGCUGCUGGAGGUUUAUAACCGCUGUGACGCUCUCGCCUGCCUCUGCACCGACGGACGCUCACACUCCGCCAAAACCGGUUGGUUUGAGGUGAUUCGCUGCCGGCUGUGUGGAUCCAGAGGGACUCACAGGAAAUGUUCUGGGCUGAAGUUGAACACCAGCGACUGGGCCUGCAGCGACUGCACGCAGACUACGGACGGGAAAGCUUCCCUGGUUGCGUCUCCUCAGGGAGGUCAGAGGAGGAGUCUGCUGUCCAAACGCCACCUGUCCCCCAUCCACUCCUCCGUCAGCUGUAAAAGACCGUCGUUACCUGUAGGAUCUGGGUCACCUGAGGACUUGCUGCAGGCGUUGGCUGCUCAGCUCCGCCCCCUCAGUGUCCAGGUGGAGGUGCGCAGGGAUCGGGCUCUGGCUGCCGGUGUGGAGCUGGUGAGGAGGACCGACUUCGACCCCACGCACACUCUGUCUGUCAGGUUCAAAGACCACCAGCGGACUUCGUUUCCCAGCAGCCUCCAGGACAGCGACUCAGCCAGGCAGGGCUUCCUGAAGCUGCUGUUGCAGCAGAUCCAGGACUCUGUGGUGUUCGAGGGUCCAGAAGGAUCCAAGAACCUGGCACUGGACUCUCAGGCUCUGCGUGAGGACCUGUACUUUGACGUCGGCUGCCUGCUCGCUCUCUCUCUGGUCCACGGCGGUCCUCCUGUUGGCUUCUUCUCUCGUGCUCUCUACCAGUGUCUGUUCAACUUUCCGCCCAACUGGCCGCUCACCGUCGCACACAUGACCCCGGACACACACUCCACCCGCCAAGUCAGCAGGAUUGCGAAGGCAAAGUCUUUAGACGAGCUGAAAGAAGUCACGGCGGCUAGUUGGGAGUACCUGGAGCUGGCCGGCUGCAACCGACCAAUCAGCAGCCUGAAGGAGAGAGAUGUUCUGGUGGAAGAUCUGGUCAGCUUCACUCUGAUCACCAGGAUGCAGCUUCCACUGCAGAGGUUUCGGGAGGGUCUGCGGACGUUGGGCGUCUUUGAUCAGGUGCAGCUCUUCCCGUCGGCGUUCUGCAGCGUUUUCUGUGAAGCGGCGGUUCGGCUCUCGGCUCAGACGGUCGGUCAGCUCUUCACUGUGGAGUUCUCGCAGCAGGACGACAGACUGGACAGAGAGACGCCCGUCGUCACCUUCUGGAGACACUUCCUGCUGGAGUGUGAAGUUGGGAGGAGCUCCAUCUCCCUACAGGACCUCCUUCACUUCGCCACAGGAGCUGAGGAGGUCCCAGCCGCUGGCCUCCUCCCCCCGCCCACCAUUUCUUUCCUCCACCCUGUCACCUCCUCCCCACCAGGAGCUGAGCAGGAGGAGCGGGGAGGAAGAGGAAGAGGAGGAAAGCGAGGAAAAGUCAGACCACAGACGGCGGAGUGGAGGGACGAGGGGCUCUUCCCUCAGAGGGAGCCCAACUCCAAACACCUCCUGCUGCCUGUCACCUCCUCCUACCAGGCCUUCAAAAGCUCCAUGGAGCAGGCCAUCAGCCACCACGUGCACCUCCUCCCCACAGAGAGUUAGCGGAGGACGUUGCAGGAAGUAUUUUAGGAUUUACAUUCAAAGAUAUUUUUUAAAAAAAGAAAUCAGUUUCUAAACGAGGCAGGUGACGAUUAAAGGUCUUUACACAGCGGGAGCGAGACGGAUAAUGGACAGGAAAUACGCACACCGACACAUUCAAAAUAAAUAAUGAAACCCACACACACCUGAAGUUGCACCACACACUUUAUCAUUAGAACAGUCUCUGUGACCCCCCCCCCACAGGGCUGUGAAGCUCAGUGUGGUCAAAUCUGGCUGUCGCCAUCUUAGCAGUCCGGACUCCAAACAUGGUCAACGAGGUGGAGCUGAAUGAAGCCUGGUUACUGAAAACAGCCACCUGGAAAACCUGGAAAUUUAGGGCCUAGAUAUGUAGUCAUUGAAAGACCUGGAAAUGAUUUAAAAUGAUCAAAUAUCCUGAAACAUUUUACUCACUCAGAUCGCCUGCGUAAACCUGAAUACAUUUACAUACAAACAGCUUUAAUUAAUGAUCAGAUCUGCUGCUGUGGUUGAUUAAUACCUGCACAGCGAAGCUAAUCGUACUUUCAACCAACACUUUCACUAGAAGAUGAAUUUUCUGUAAAAUAAAUUCUACUUGAACUUGAACUUGAGGAUUUAGAGUGAAUGUGUAGUUAAUUCACCUGAGACCACAGUGGAAACAUCGGCUGUGGUGGGAACGAUGCCGCUCACCACAAGAGCAAGCUGACGUCAAAUGCCACCACAGAAGUAUCUUAAACCUGCUUUCUAUGUAAUGUCCAGCAGGGGGAGCUCCAUUGGCUGCAAUAUAAACUGACACCGUACAGUCUUAUGGAGAAAUGACUUCCUGCUACGGACGAGUCGAAACUGAGCAGCCAAUGAGAGCAGCUCAACUCGCGGUACGUGACCUCCGCUGGUUCCGACUAACUAUCAUGGCAAUGACCAUAAAGUCCAAACUGGAGGCUUCAAAACGGGACUCCACAACCCGAUGGGUUCCUCACAAUGUGACUGAUUCUCUUAUCGACGGUGUGAAAGCUCCGAACAAUCGAACAAACACAGUUACUUUCUCUCGCUGCGUAAUAUUAAAGCCAUUGUGACAAAACAACAAAAUAUUGACGUUCAAAUUCAUCGCAAGAAACAACCCCAGUGUGUAAAGACCUGUCAGUGCCAUCAGAGUUCUCAUCUGCAGAUAUAUUAUUGUUAUUGUUAUUGUUAUUAUUAUUAUUUGUAUUAUUAUUAUUGUUAUUCUGUUGCAAUGAGCAGGAUGAUUUAAUGCAACCGCCAUCAUUCUUAUUAUUUCUCUAUCAGUUGGGUCUUGUUAUAUUCUAUAUUUUCUCAUGUUGCGUCUCUCAGUGACUUCCUGUCUGAGACUCUCAGCUCCAAUCCCAUUGGUUCCUGCUGAAGAGCUUUAUAGUUCCACCUCUUUAAAAAGGGUUCAGUCAUUUCCUAGAACAGCUGUUCAGUUAGUUUUUGUACAGGUAUAGUGAAUUGGUUCUCGCUCCAGCUGUUCUUCCCCAGCGCUCUUCGUCGAGGCGUUUCUGCUCCUGUAGCGAUGCGUCUACGUUCCCGUGAGCGGAUACAGUCUCUGUCUGAGGACGAGGUUUGAUGAGCAGACACAGAAUAUCAGCAGCUGCUUUAUCUCAGCUGCUUGUUACUUCAUCACAUCCAGCCAUCUCUGUUUUUAAAUUGUUUAUGAUAUUCCUCAGGACCUUCGCUGUUGGGUCCUUACUCCAAAUAAGUAAUAUGUGUAAUUACUUGAUUACUCUCAGUAGAAAGUAAUUAAUUACACUACUCGUUUGGGGUCGACUGAGGCAGGUUUUUCAGUCCGUUAUUCUGUACAGGAUCUAAUGCAAAGCUCCACCUGUAACACGUUGUUUUCGAUGGAAUCUCUAUUAAUUAAUGAAACAGAGCUCGUUUUAACAUUAAUAUAAUAAGAAACCAUAGCCAGAGGAGGUUUGGGAUUUACCGUCAUUUAGGAGAAAAGUGUAGACAUUUGUUAGUUAAUGGUCAACUGAUUCAUUGUGAGCGAGGCUGAAGGCUCGUUGUCCGUCGUAUCCUCACAACACAAGGUUGAGCAGCUUCCUGUCUGUCAUCAGUGUGUUUUUGUGUCAUUUUAACAAUGUGUAUAUCUGUAUAUCUGAGCAUUAGCGUGAUAAUAUCUUCCCCUGCCUGGUGCUGUCGUCUCACUCGUUAAUGAAGCUGAUACAUGAAAUAUUUCCAUAGUGAAGCCAAAGCGAAGCUGAACUGAAACUGAGAAACUUCAAAGCAAAUCCUCUUAAAUUUGCCUUUUUUAAACCUUUUUUUUGCUCUUUCCUCAAACAUUCAGCUCAGUUGUGAUGUGAGGAUCUUUCUAUGUUUUCUAGUUUAAAAAUGAUGGUGCUGAUUUUAUAAGAGCUACUUUUUUAUUGCACAUACUUUGUUUUUUAAGCCUUUAUUGAUGCUGAGAUUUUCUGUCUGUCAUGUUUUCUUUUCUUUUGUGAAUGAGCAGUGUGUGUAAGACACACACAUAACCUCACACUUUCAUUUAAGUGGCAAAUUCAGGGUUCAUCUUAACUUUUUGGUGGAUAAAUGUGUAAAUGAAUGGAUUAUAAUGCAGUAUGAUCUUUUAAGUGAUUAUCUCCACAGUUUUUAGGGGUAAGAACAUUUUGCUGGAGAUUUAACGAAUGGAUGGGUCUCAUUUUAUAAACUUAAACUGUUAGAAACACUGCAAUGUAUUACAGCCCAGUCAUUUAUUCAGUAUAGCCUUAAAAUCCCAUUGAAAAAACAUAAUUAUGUCAUUAUUAAUUGGUAAAAUGAAGAGAUUUGGUUACAAAGUGUAAGAAUCUGUUCACUUCGUGUUGCAGCUGCAGAACGUGCAGAAUCAGUUUAAUACUGACGUCUUUUUCUUUCUGUCUGUUCAGUUUUUCAGGUAAUUGUAUUUUCCUGAGUUGAUUUCUGUUGAACCUUUUCCUUCUUGUUAUUUAUCUUUUUGGGUUUCCUUCCUGUUUACUGAAUGCUUAUUUUACAGCCUCUAUUUUCUCUUCUUGUGGAUUAUAAACACAGAAACAAAC